This is a messenger RNA of Cavia porcellus (domestic guinea pig), 1202 nucleotides long. Its product is annotated as keratin-associated protein 4-12. NCBI's taxonomy places the organism in Eukaryota, Metazoa, Chordata, Mammalia, Rodentia, Caviidae. The record is from RefSeq and is a predicted model, not a curated record. Bases 40 to 831 code for a protein of 263 amino acids. Gene Ontology annotation, cellular component: keratin filament. The transcript has a single exon.
CUCUCCCAGAAACCCACCCAGAACCUCUGCCCCGACACCAUGGUCAACUCCUGUUGUGGCUCCGUCUGCUCUGAGCAGGGCUGUGGCCAAGAGAGCUGCUGCCAGCCCAGCUGCUGCCAGACCACCUGUUGCAGGACCACCUGCUGCCGGCCCAGCUGCUGUGUGUCCAGCUGCUGUAGGCCCCAGUGCUGCCAGUCUGUGUGCUGCCAGCCCACCUGCUGCAGGCCCAGCUGCUGCAUCUCCAGCUGCUGCAGGCCCCAGUGCUGCGAGCCCAGCUGCUGCAUCUCCAGCUGCUGCAGGACCACUUGCUGCCGGCCCAGCUGCUGUGUGUCCAGCUGCUGCCAGCCCAGCUGCUGCCAGACCACCUGCUGCAGGACCACCUGCUGCAGGCCCAGCUGCUGCAUCUCCAGCUGCUGCAGGCCCCAGUGCUGCCAGACCACCUGCUGCAGAACCACCUGCUGCCGGCCCAGCUGCUGUGUGUCCAGCUGCUGCAGGCCCCAGUGCUGCCAGUCUGUGUGCUGCCAGCCCACCUGCUGCAGGCCCAGCUGCUGCAUCUCCAGCUGCUGCAAACCCCAGUGCUGCCAGCCCAGCUGCUGCCGCCCCAGCUGCUGUGUGUCCAGCUGCUGCAGGCCCCAGUGCUGCAUCUCUAGCUGCUGCCGCCCUUCCUGUGGCAGUUCCAGCUGCUGUGGCUCCAGCUGCUGCCGCCGCUGCUGGUCCUGCGGAUUUCGUCCUGUGUGUGGCCAGGUCUCCUGCCACACCUCUUGCUACCACCCCACCUGUGUCAUCUCCACCUGUCCCCGCCCCAUGUGCUGCGCCAUCCCUUGCUGCUGAGUCCCUGCCCCGGGCUUCCCUUCACUUUUGUCAUCACAGAAGCAGAUCUCGGGCGUCUGAAGGAUGACCUCAGAGAGCACAUUCUCACUACCUGUGGCACCACAUGCUGGCCACAGGCGAAGUCUCUUUGGUUGAACUGAAUCAUUACACUACCUGUUAAGAAAUUAAUACGAGCUUCCAGGUCCUCUAAUUUGGAACAUGGAAAUUCUUGCAAGGCCAAUGGAAGCAAGAUCACAACCUCAGAACUGAGGGUCUCUCAGGGCCACCUAUUUCCUGUAGGCAAGGAGACUCCAGAUGUACCUGAAACUGUGUGUUUCUGGGUCUUACUGAUGCUCAUUUUAAAUAAAAGUAAACCUUUCUUGUCAUAGAAA